Molecule: messenger RNA, 1077 nt
Organism: Drosophila biarmipes
Lineage: Eukaryota; Metazoa; Arthropoda; Insecta; Diptera; Drosophilidae
Gene: sta
Product: 40S ribosomal protein SA
Exons: 3
Coding region: 165-977 (270 amino acids)
Biological process (GO): ribosomal small subunit assembly; cytoplasmic translation
Cellular component (GO): cytosolic small ribosomal subunit; ribosome; 90S preribosome
Molecular function (GO): structural constituent of ribosome
Source: RefSeq, a predicted model, not a curated record
ACUCAAACCAGGGCUGGUGAAAAAAUAUAUUUAUAUUUAUUUUUACUCGGGUGAUUUUUUUCGCCCAUCCCUGACGUCGACAUGGCCCAUUCCGACCCAAAAAUCUGCCAUUUUGUCAAAACUCCCAGCGGCAUCUAGACGUCCGUAACUCUUUCCACGUUAACAUGUCGGGAGGCUUAGAUAUUCUGUCCCUCAAGGAGGACGACAUCACCAAGAUGUUGGUGGCCACCACCCACCUGGGCUCCGAGAACGUCAACUUCCAGAUGGAGCAGUACGUGUACAAGCGCCGCGCCGACGGCGUCAACAUCCUGAACCUGGGCAAGACCUGGGAGAAGCUGCAGCUGGCGGCCCGCGCCAUCGUGGCCAUCGACAACCCCUCGGAUGUCUUUGUCAUCUCGUCGCGUCCCAUCGGCCAGCGCGCCGUGCUGAAGUUCGCCAAGUACACGGACACCACUCCCAUCGCCGGCCGCUUCACGCCCGGUGCCUUCACCAACCAGAUCCAGCCCGCCUUCCGCGAGCCCCGUCUGCUGGUGGUGACCGACCCGAACACCGAUCACCAGCCCAUCAUGGAGGCCAGCUACGUGAACAUCCCCGUGAUCGCCUUCACGAACACCGACUCGCCGCUGCGCUACAUCGACAUUGCCAUUCCAUGCAACAACAAGUCGACCCACUCCAUCGGUCUGAUGUGGUGGCUGUUGGCCCGUGAGGUGCUCCGCCUGCGCGGCACCAUCUCCCGCAGCGUCGAGUGGCCCGUGGUCGUCGAUCUGUUCUUCUACCGCGAUCCCGAGGAGGCCGAGAAGGAGGAGGCCGCCGCCAAGGAGCUGCUGCCCCCACCGAAGAUUGAGGAGGCCGUCGACCAUCCGGUCGAGGAGACCACCAACUGGGCCGAUGAGGUGGCCGCCGAGACCGUUGGCGGAGUGGAGGACUGGAACGAGGACACCGUCAAGACCUCCUGGGGCAGCGACGGCCAGUUCUAAGGAGUCUGCGUCCGAGCCACAGAUGGCACUACACCAGCACCGCGUUUUGUUGUCAGGCGCCUCUGCCGCGGCACAAAUAAACAUCUUUGUUUAUAUCUAA